AUGGGAAGAGAUAGGAAGAGAAAGCUUAGCUCGGACGACCCAGUCGGUCAACCCACGCCUCAAGGAUUCGGCGUGGCCGAUACCUUGUCCCGUCUGCAGAGCGAUAACCCGAGCAGCGAAGGUUCGAAUGGCAGCCAUGCGUCAAAGAAGCGCAAAAGAGUGGAUGGCGAGAAAGUCAAGUACCCAGAUCUCACAUACGCCAAUGGAAAAUUACAGGCACCUAUCCGAAUCGCCGAUCUCCAGGGAUUGCUGCUCUAUUGCUUCGGUGAUGGCAUCGCGCCCCAAUGGAUCUCCAUGAAGCAUUCUGGCCAUGUGCGCAAGGUGGUUGUACUGAUGGUACCUGGCCUGGAAAUGGGCAUGUUUGAUGGGACAAUCCCCGUGCAGCAAAAGUCAGCCACCGGAGAGCAAGAGACAAAGGAACCCAAGUCGAAUCCGCCGGGAGCCACCGAGGAGGAACCCAAAGACGAACACACUGCCGAUUACGAACGAUGGAAACAGGGCCUCCCAUUGCCAGAUCGCUCGCAUCGCUUCAAUCCUCGAUCCCUCACACGCGAAAACCUCCCUGAACCACUUCAGCCGCUGGCUGACAUGUUUCCUCACAUCUGGCCCGUCAAGGCACCAGGGGACAACAAAUACAACAAGGUCCAUUCGCCACUGCAGGCCAUUCUCAUGUCCUCACCCCCGAAGGCCAAAAGUGAUGACUCCCAUAAGGGCGCACGGCCCGCAAAAGUUGAGAAAGGCUUCGUUCCGAAACGAACACCAAUCACAACUUUCGUCACUUCACGCGAGGAUCUCCUGGAAAAUGACUUUAUUCUACAUCCUGUUUUCUUCACCUCCGAUGAAGAAAAAUCCUCCCAGGUGGAGGCUCGUCAACGGAGCGGGCAAUCGGCGGAAGAUGGAUGGGUGGAUACUCGAGUUCCAACCCUGGAGUCUGCUCAACCACCUGAUGCUGAAAUUGAAAGUGGCAGCGUCACUGUUGGUCGGGAUGUUUUUGCGCUCGACUGUGAGAUGUGUAUUACCCAGGGGGGUCAGUCCGAACUCACGCGCAUCAGCAUGGUUGGCUGGGAUGGCGAAGUCGUCCUGGAUGAACUGGUGAAACCAGCACGGCCGGUAAUCAACUAUCUGACACGUUACUCUGGGAUCACCCCAGAGAUGCUGGAACCUGUCACCACGACCCUUGAUGAUAUUCAGCAACGACUCUUGACUCUUCUCACGCCGCGUGCGAUCCUCGUGGGACACUCCCUUAAUUCCGACCUUACAGCACUCAAACUUGUCCACCCUUUCAUUGUCGAUACCAGCAUCAUCUACCCGCACCCGCGCGGUCCGCCACUCAAAUGCAGCCUGAAAUGGCUCACCCAGAAAUACCAAAACAAGCAGAUCCAAAAUGGAAUGGCCGGGCAUGACUCCAUUGAGGAUGCCCGUGCUGUUCUUGAACUUGUCAAAUUGAAGUGCGAGAAAGGCGAGCGAUGGGGCACGAGUGAGGUUUCCAACGAGAGCAUCUUCCGUCGGCUGUCGCGCUCUACUCGACCAAGUCAUGUCCCUCGCCCUGGCGAAGAACGAACAGGGGCCGUGGUUGACUGGGGCAACCCGGAACGUGGGUUCGGUGCCCAGGCAACCGUCUCGAUUGGAUGCCGGGAUGACGAUGCAGUCGUCAGCGGUGUCUCAGCGGUAAUCAACGGCGACGAGUCCAAUCCCUCUAUCCCGGCUGGUGGUGUUGACUUUGCCUGGGCUCGCAUUCGUGAUCUUGAAUAUCUUCGUGGUUGGUGCAGCCGUCUCCCCGACCCCAACAACGCCAACGAAUCCACAACCCUUUUCCCUCCUCCUGAAGAAACCACCCCGACCACAAGCACCGGCAAUGGGGAUUCCACCGAUCUUCCGCAGCUUGAAGUCUUGACUGACACUGUCACUCGGACGGUCUCUAACAUCUCGCGCAUUUACGACUCUCUCCCCCCUUGUACCCUUUUCAUGGUUUAUUCUGGCACAGGUGAUCCACGUGAAGUGGGCCGUUUACAGUCAGUUCACAAGAAGUACCGCGAGGAGUUCAAGUCUGGCAAGCCAUGGAAUGAGCUGACAUACAAAUGGACCGACGUUGAGGAACAAGCUCUGAAGAAGGCCUGUGAGCGUGCUCGCGAAGGUUGCGGUUUCAUGUGCGUCAAAUGA
Penicillium concentricum is the source of this 2160-nucleotide messenger RNA. RefSeq names its product RNA exonuclease. Lineage: Eukaryota; Fungi; Ascomycota; Eurotiomycetes; Eurotiales; Aspergillaceae. The record is from RefSeq and is a predicted model, not a curated record. The coding region runs from base 1 to 2160 and encodes 719 amino acids. Gene Ontology annotation, cellular component: nucleus. Gene Ontology annotation, molecular function: nucleic acid binding; exonuclease activity. The transcript has a single exon.